Messenger RNA from Paramuricea clavata, 3083 nucleotides. Lineage: Eukaryota; Metazoa; Cnidaria; Anthozoa; Malacalcyonacea; Plexauridae. The record is from the annotation of a GenBank genome assembly.
AUGGCUGACCAACGUUAUUUAAAUGUUUUAGCUGAAUCAUAUAAGAAUGCGUCGAGCUGGGAAACCCGCAAGCAAAUCUUAUCUAUAGUGACUGAUUUAGCAAGCUAUUCUGUUAUCUCAUCCUUCAUUUCAGGAAUUACUAAAUACAGAUACACGGCAGCAAAUUUACAUCGUUUGGAGUUCGGUCGCGGUGUUCCAGUUCCUGCCCAAACAUCCGUUCGAUUUAAAACAGCUCGACCACUUCCUAUCAUUUAUAACUAGCCCACAUUUGGUUCAAGAUCUUCCUUUUGGUCAAAAGCACCUCACGCUUUCAUCUGGCAAAAUCUUAGAAGUACUUAAUGUGAUACGUACAAUGAUACCACGACGGAUUGUAGAACAGUACAGUAGAUACUGCGAAGAAACUAAUUUUCAACCAUUUAGCGAAAGUGCAAUGGUUCGCGUACUAUCAGAGUGCAGUGUGUCUGUCAGAAAAUCACGUCAAGGUCUUGAUUAUUUCGCUGCAGAUGGAUCACGGGCCUUUGACGAGCUAUUGGCACUAAUUCCCAAGCUUGUUGAAUAUUGUGCUACGAAUAGGGAAUGGGAAGUGAAAACAGCAGAAAAUCUAAAGACAGCCAGACUUAAUUUACUUGAAAGGAGAUUAUAAGGUGCAUGCACUAGACAAAAAUUAUUACUUACAUUCCUCAUAAGGAACUGCUCAAGAAGCUCGUAACAGGAGAUUGGGUCUUAGGCAUUCCGCUAAUUUGAAACUGAAAACGUCCCAUAAUACAGCAUUCACGUUCCCCCACCGAAAAACGAUUUUGUUUCCCGGCCCUCUUACUACUGUAUACCAGUGGAUUAAACAGGAAAAAUAGGGAGUCACCCAUCCUAUUUGUGGCCAAAAAGGGGUGGGCCAGGAAACGAAAUGCACCAUGCCAAAGAGGGUUUGCCAGCCACCUAUUGUACUUUAUAGACCAAUAUUUAUUUUUUAAAUCAUUUUCCCGCCAGGUGCAUCUUGACAAUGCUGAUGAAGUAGCAGAUCACAGUUUAGACAAUGCUGAUGAAGUAGCAGAUCACUGACUUCCAGGAAAAAUGUAACAACAAACACCUUGCCGUUUGCAAGCAGUGCCUGGCUCUUGAAGAAACUUUGAAAGACGUCGAAGGAUGCUUCAAAGCGGCAGAGUUUCCAUCCGUUGAUGAGAGAGAUGACCUGCACUACACUGUACGAUCAGCCGUGCUUGCCAUCAAUUCAUGGAAGUGCCACAUACUCAGAUCUUUGAAACAGGAUCAAGCACGGCUCGAUGUUCUUAAGCUUCUUGAUGAGAAGACGGUAUUCAUUGUCAAUGAUUGGGCAAUGGAGUUUUUGCCCCAGGGAUAUCGAGAAUCCCAGCAAGACUGGUUUGGAAAGCGUGGCAUUUCGUGGCAUAUAUCUGUUGUAUACAGACGUAAUUGUGGCAAACUACAGUGGCAGUGUUUCGUACACAUCAUCCAAUCAUGUAGCCAAGACAGUCCAGCAGUGGUUACCGUAAUGGAGGAUGGACUCAGAGCCUUGAAGCGAGAAAUCCCGAAAUCAUAACAGCCUACUUUCAACAGGACAACGCAGGUUGUUAUCACUCCGCGACAACAAUCCUGUCCUGCCCCAACAUAGCGAAAGAAUCUGGAGUGAAGAUACCCGCCUUGAUUUCAGCGACCCCCAAGGUGGCAAAGGAGCAGCAGAUCGUUUAGCAGCAACAUGCAAAAACCAUAUUCGUGCUUAUAUAAAUGAAGGCAAUGAUGUACUUACGGCAAAACAACUCAAGGAAGCCAUUGUCUCACAUGGAGGUAUAAAUGGCCUGCGCGUAGUUUCAAUGGAGUCCAUUGGAAACACACGUGAGUGUACCGAGAAAAUCCCAAGCAUCAGUAAGAUGAACAACUACAAAGUCAUGUCAAUCGAUAAAAUCAAAGUCUGGCGUGCCUAUAAAUUGGGUAAAGGAAAGGUCAUCAAAACUGCAAAACCGCCGGUCGGUAAGUUAACUAAUUCAUCAAUUAAUUAAUUAGCUAUUUCAUUCAUUCGUGCGUUCAUUCAUUCAUUCAUUCAUUCAUUUUGUUUUAGAUUCUAAUUACAACUUGUUGGAGUCAACCUUUUCAUCUGCUGGAUUCAAAACCGUUUCUCAAGAACAAGGUAAGACCCAGCAUGAAAAAGAUCAUACUGCAGAGAAACGCACUGAUGGGAGUAGCCAGAAUAAUAUUCAAGCGGUCUACCCUUGUCCUCAUGAUGGAUGUGUACGUAUGUUCCAGAGACUUGGUAAUCUGGAAAACCACCUAUCGACUGAUAAACGUACGCAAACUCUGGAGAAAGACACACUUUUAGAUCUGGCAAAAAUGGGCUACAAAAGUUCGUUGGAGGAUGGUGCUGGUGUAAAACCAACUUUACAAGCAAGUAAAGCAGGCCAUGAAGGUAGGAAUGCUAGCCCCCUUGCUGAAUGCUGGGCUCUUCGAACAUCCAAGAAGACAUACCGUUUCAGCGAGAAGCAAAAGGAUUACCUUCUGGCCAAAUUCGAAAUAGGUGAAUCAACUGGUAGAGAGGUCGAUGCUAAUCAGUAGCGUAGCCAGCCCGAUGAUUUAGUCCCGCUAUGCAAAUAUUUUCGUAUUCAUUGACUGUGAAAACAAUCAAUUUCUAAAGAAAUGAAUAAUAAUAAUAAUUUUGAAUUUCCAUAGCAAGACUAAAUUGUCGGGCUGGAUACGCCACUGAUGCUAAUAAUGUAGCCCAAGAUAUAAGACGUGUUCGCGAUUCUGAUGACGAAAGACUUUUUCAAGCGUCAGAGUUUUUAAGUUCUCAACAGAUUACCUCUUAUUUUUCCCGACUCGCAGCAAAGCGUCGAAAAGCGGCACCGACUGAAUCCGACUUAAUUGCUAUUGAAGAAGAAAUUGGCUUCACGAGGGCAAGAACCAGUGCAAUGGAAUCUAUCGGCCUUGAGCACCCCAUUGUCUAUAGCCAAUAUAAUGUUUUUGCCAUGAUAGAAAAGAACACUUUAAAAAACCUGAAACUUGGAAUGUUACAAGUCGUCAGCGAGAAACUUUGUCUUCAAGUCCCAAGAAAGCAGCAAGAGCAAAAGCGCCAAAUUUGA